Phaeoacremonium minimum UCRPA7 is the source of this 2355-nucleotide messenger RNA. Its product is annotated as putative fungal specific transcription factor domain-containing protein. Gene Ontology annotation, cellular component: nucleus. The coding region runs from base 1 to 2355 and encodes 784 amino acids. NCBI's taxonomy places the organism in Eukaryota, Fungi, Ascomycota, Sordariomycetes, Togniniales, Togniniaceae. The record is from RefSeq and is a predicted model, not a curated record. Gene Ontology annotation, molecular function: DNA binding; zinc ion binding; DNA-binding transcription factor activity, RNA polymerase II-specific. Gene Ontology annotation, biological process: regulation of DNA-templated transcription; DNA-templated transcription. The transcript is spliced from 3 exons.
AUGUCCGCGAUCAACGAGGAAGCGGCAUUGCAGCUGCAGCAGUUGCAGCGCAACGGGUCCGGGUCCGGGUCCGUGGAGGAGAACUCGCCGGAGAAGGAUGACAGCCCCGCCCGGGCACCACCCAGGAAACGAAGGCGUAUUGUGAUAUCGUGCACGGAAUGCCAUCGCCGCAAGCAAAAGUGCGAUCGCAAAUUGCCGUGCACGAAUUGCGAGUCACGCAACAAGCAGGAUUCCUGCCGCUACGAGACGGGUGCGCCGACAGCGAAGGAGCAGCGCGGGUCGACGUCGAGCAAUGGCGACAUCCCGCCUGGGUCGAAGAGGGGGCCGGACGACACAAUCCCCCGAAAGGUCGCCAACUUCGGCUACUCUGCGACCGGGGCGUCCACACUGGGCUUCCUGAAGAAGAUCGACGGCGCAAACCCCGACGAGCCCCUGUCGAGGCUCGCGAUAGGCUCGAGCGAGCAGGACGAUGCAUUCGGUGCGCGGGAGAGGUAUAAGAGCCUGAUCAGGCAGCUUCCGGCGCGGACAUACGUGGAGAAACUCGUGGACAUGUAUUUUGAGCACUUCAAUUGGCAGUACUACGGGCUGGAGCAGGAUGUGUUCAUGGCGCAGCUGGAGGAGUGGAACAGCCUGCCGUUCAAUCUGCUCAACACAGCGGGGCCCCAGGGGCUGUCUGCGGAUUUGAGGGCGUUCCCUGCGCUGCUCUUUCAGGUCAUAGCCAGCGCGCUGAUGGCGCUGCCGCCUGGGCCAGAUGAAUUUUUCGACUCUUUAAAAUAUGCCGGCACGAUGUCAUGGGACGACCUUGCGACGGAUUACAGCGAGUCGGGUGUUGCUGUUCUUUCGCUGCUGGGGAAACGACAAAUAUCUCUGACGACAGUGCUAGCAGGAUUUCUCAGAAGUGCGUUCCUGAAGUACAGUGGCUUGGUGACCGAGGCAUGGCACGCAAUCGGUAGCAGUAUCAGAGACGCCCAGGAACUCGGUAUUCACAAGGACAGUCUCGACCCGAAACCUAAAGGCGACGAUGCAGAGGCCGUGCUCGAGAACCAGUGGGAGAUUCAGCGCAGGCGUAAGGUCUGGAUGAUAUUGAUGGGCUGGGAUCUCCACACGGGUAUCGUGUUAGGCCGACCGACGACCAUCGAUAGGAGUAUUAAUUACACACUGCCCGUAGACGCCCCGCUUCCGAAAGACAGGCGCAAGACCCCCGUUUUGCCCCGAGCAGAACACGACCCACCAACUCCUUUGACUCGAGCACUGUGGUCGUAUGAGAGUAUGAAGCCGCUGAGUAGCAUCCUGGAUCUGGAGAAGGAAGGCCCCAUGCCCAAGAACUUUACGAGGGUCGAUAAGAUCCACGAGGAACUAGUUGAGCUGGAUUCAAGAACGCCGCCGUACUUCCGCCUAGAGAACCCGGAUACGAGAUUUGAUGAUCUGCCAGAAUGCUAUUGGAUUCCCCAGGUGCGAGGGUCGUUGCCGCAACUGAUGUCCUUCAACUACAUGGCGCUGCACCGGCCAUAUAUCUUCACACGAGCACAGAGUCGGACUGAGGCACUCAAAGCGAGUAUCAAAAUGUUGGAGUAUCAGAAGGAGCACUUCCUUUCGUUAAACCCCCAGCAAUACAAGACAUUCUCGCUGUUCUUCGGGACAUUCGACGCCAUUGUGCUCAUGGCGACUAUCUUCAUCCUCUUCCCCAAGGAACACCCGGAACUCGUCAGCAAGGCACUACAGCACUACCAAUGGUCUGUUCAGCGCUUCGAGGUUAUGUCGGAACGCAACACCCUCGCCAAGGCCGCGCUCGGUGUCUUGCAGGCGAUCUACGUACGGCUGAAGAAGUCACUAGGAAUAGGCUUCGUGUGCGCCAACAAACCCUCGCAACAGGCCGUGCCGCCGUCGAACGGCACCCCGGCAUCAGCCAGCGCCAACAGCGAGCUAGCCGCGUCUCCCCAGGUCGACGGCAGUGCGACAAGUCUGGGAGGCAGCAUCAGCGGCACAAGCACCAGCACGUUCACGCCGACGACGGCCACGUCCUCCGGGGCGAGCGACAUGUUCUCGAUGCCCACGUCGGCGUCGGGGGCCACCGACCUCAGCGCCACCAUUGCAGGCAACGGGCUCGGGGAGUCUGGGCUGGGCGACCUAUCGCUGCCGCCAGAUUUUGACUGGAGCAGCAUCCAGCCGAUCUACGCCAUGGCGGACGUCGUGUACAACGACCUGAACGGUGUGAGUGACGGAGGUGUCUCUGGGCCGAGCUGGGCGGCGAGCACGCCGGUCAUGCAGAACAUUGAGAACCAGCCGUGGCAGUUCGAGGGAGAGUUUGGGGAUGAUAGCGUUUGGAAUCUUUUCAAUCAGUAUAACCCCUUUUGA